This is a messenger RNA of Eutrema salsugineum, 1646 nucleotides long. RefSeq names its product NAC domain-containing protein 96. Gene Ontology annotation, biological process: regulation of DNA-templated transcription. Gene Ontology annotation, molecular function: DNA binding. The transcript has a single exon. The record is from RefSeq and is a predicted model, not a curated record. Bases 292 to 1329 code for a protein of 345 amino acids. Lineage: Eukaryota; Viridiplantae; Streptophyta; Magnoliopsida; Brassicales; Brassicaceae.
UCAGAAACGAAUUCCUACACAUACUUGAUAUUGGUUAAAGAUAGGACUAAUAAAUAUAUAAACAAAAGAUUUCUUUGUGUCAUGCAUUAUUCACAAAGCCUCCGAGUACUUUUCCUCAAGAAAGCUAUUUUCUCCAUAACACUAAACACCAAGAAGUAAGAGAAGCUGGCGUACUACUACGACUCAGACGACGAUGAAGGCCUUCACUUUGAGCCCGAGGACGACGAAGUCAUCAACGACCAUCUUAUUCCCAAGUUAAAAGGUAAAUAUGCCUAUGGAGACUACAUAGUGAUGAAGAAUGUUUACGCAAAGGAGCCAUGGUUGCUUGACCAUACCAAAGAUACUUUUUUCAACGAAGACGAGUGGUACUACUUCGUGACAAGGACUCAAGUCUCUGAGAAGAACAUUGAUUGUGGUAAGAAGGCGAAGCGGAAGAUCAUCACAGACAGCGGUUGCUGGGGUUGGAACGCAAAAAGCAAGAAAGAAGAUAUCACCGACAAGAAAACAGGGGAGAUCAUUGGGACAAAGCGAACCCUAACUUUUGGUAAAAGCAAGAAGAAGAAGAAGAAGAAGCAAAAGACAGAAGAUGGUGCUGCUUCUUGUGCUAUUGUUCCUGGCAGCGACAGCAGAUGGAUUAUGACAGAGUAUAGGCUUAAAGAAGCAAAAGGAGAUAAGAAUUUUCAGAAGCUAGUCAUCUGCAAGAUUCGUGAGAUCAAGACCAAGAAAAACCAUCAUAAGUGUUUUUCUAACUUGUCGCAGCAGCCGGUCAAUACUGGUCAUGAGUCCGUUCUAGCUUCUUCUUCCUCGCACCAGCAGAAGCAGCUGAUCAAUGAAGUUCAUCGUCGUGAUCCGUAUAUUCCGAGCAUAGGAUCAGAAAAUAAUGAUCAAGUGAUCUUCUGCAAGAUUCAAGAAAAUAUGAAGGACGACCAUGAUGCUCAUCAUCCUGAGUUUGUUCUAGCUUCUUCCUUGGAGCAGAAGCCGAUCAAUGAGGCUCAUCAUCAUCAUCAUCAUUUGGAGAUUACGCUCACAGGAUUACAAAAUAACGAUCAAGUGAUGAGAACUUGUCUUACUGAAGAUGAAAGUGCUACUGUGGAUGAGAGAAACAAAGAGUAUAAUCAACUUCACAUUGAUGCUCCUCUUGCUUGUCUUGGAUCAGAACAAGAACCUGAAGAAGAAGAAACAGACAGGUACCAAUGUUUGGAGGAUGGUGUCGUUCUGAUUUACUAUAGGCCACCAUGGAUGGAUCAGGACUUGCUUGAUCAGUACGCUUCUCUCCGCCCCAAAAAUUACUCGAAGAAAUAUACGAAUCUUGGAGAUGAAGAUUUAUGAUAUCGUUGCUAAUAUUUCUAUUAGAAUAGCUCUCGAAGAUUUUCUAUUUUUUUUUUUUGUUCUUUUUCAGCAACUAAGAACGCAUUCGUUUUAAAAGAAAAACAACAAAAAGUUUUUUAGUCUUAGUGUUUCAAGCGUGAGAGAUUGUUUUGUAAGUGUAAUUUACAUGAACCCUAAGAUCUUUGGACAUCAAGACUAAUCCCAUAAUAGAAUCAUAAGAAGAGUAAUAGGGUACCUCCAGCAGUGGAGAGAUCUUCUUUAAGGGUUUCUUGAACCGAAGAUAGAAAAUCGAUCUUUAGAUGUGAGGUAUGGUUUCU